This is a messenger RNA of Neolamprologus brichardi, 1309 nucleotides long. RefSeq names its product homeobox D9a (gene hoxd9a). Gene Ontology annotation, molecular function: RNA polymerase II cis-regulatory region sequence-specific DNA binding; DNA-binding transcription factor activity, RNA polymerase II-specific. Lineage: Eukaryota; Metazoa; Chordata; Actinopteri; Cichliformes; Cichlidae. The record is from RefSeq and is a predicted model, not a curated record. Gene Ontology annotation, cellular component: nucleus. Gene Ontology annotation, biological process: anterior/posterior pattern specification; regulation of transcription by RNA polymerase II; DNA-templated transcription.
CGUAACAGUGCAACCCUUAUUAUAUGAGUAGGAAGCCAUCAAAAAUGUCUUCCAGUGGCACUCUCAGUAACUGCUAUGUGGACGCUAUAAUGGGGCAGGAGCCGGAGGAUGUGUACGGUGCUCGCUUUAUUCAGGCUCCACACGCGAUGACCCCGAGGCCGUCAGGUGCUGGGGACAACGCAGACUUUUCCUCGUGUAAUUUUGCACCGAAAUCCGCUGUUUUCUCGCCGUCCUGGUCCUCAGUUCAUCCUCAGGGGAUUUAUCAUCCAUAUGUGCACCACCACCACCACCAGUCCCAUCUGCCUGCGUCGGACGGGAGAUACGUUAGCGUCCGACCGUGGAUGGAUCCCAUUUCGAACCACGUUUCGUUCGCCGGAUUCCCCUCCAGCAGUCGGUCGUACGGGACAAAGCCAGAGGUCUUGCCAGCUAAAUCUUCAGAUUGUGACACGUUGGAAGCGGAGGUUCGGCCGCUCGCUGGCGAAUUCACGUGUGGAGUAUCGGAGUGUCCAGAAAAAGCAACCAAAGAACACAGUGGAAGUGAGCUUUCGAGCCACAGCGAACCCAAAGAGGAAAAACAAAAACUUGACCCAAGUAACCCUGCAGCAAAUUGGAUUCACGCACGCUCGACGAGAAAGAAGCGAUGUCCCUACACAAAAUAUCAGACUUUAGAGCUAGAGAAGGAGUUCCUCUACAACAUGUAUUUGACAAGAGACCGGCGCUAUGAAGUCGCUCGCAUACUCAGUUUAACGGAGAGACAAGUGAAGAUCUGGUUCCAGAACAGGAGGAUGAAAAUGAAGAAGAUGAACAGAGAGAGGAACGGCAAGGAGCAUCUAUAAGUCCGGUGCUGGUGCCGUUUCACACAUUCUGACGUUUGUACCAAGGAAGCCAUGUGAACAAUUAUAAUGAUUUUUGAUAGGAGCCUCCUUAGCCAUUUUAAUUUUUUUAAUGUUAUUAUUAUUAUUAAUUUUUUUUAAAACAUUUAUUAAGUGUCAGCGUUCUGGGGUUAUUUGGCCAAAUAUGCAUCACACGUGCAAAAAAUUCACCUUGAUGAGACCCACAGAGGAUUUGUCGAACAAUGUUUCAAGCCAACUGACGCAACAAAGUUGGAUGUUUACGCAGCAGGAGACAUGUAUGUGUAUUGCUGUUAUUUGGAGUUGUAUAUAUAUAUAUAUAUAAAUAUAAAUAUAAAAAGAAUUCAGAGCAACUACUUCGACUGCUGUCUAUGUCACUACACACACGGGACGCAGUUUCAGUAAAGCGAGAAUUUACCCAGUUUUAAAGACUUUUUGCUUAAAAUCUUUGUUUUUAA